AUGACAGCGCUCGAUGAUCUCGGCAUUCAAAGGAUUUGGUCGUCCGAUGGCGUGAACGGUCGGAUCUUGUCCGGAUAUGUGCCUUGGCGAAAAUGGUCCGACUCAUCAGAGCUGAAGGAGGCCUUUGCUAAGCCACCUGCCCUCAGCUAUUACGAUUCCAGCAAACCAUUGCUUGUUGCCACCGAUGCGUCAGGAUAUGCGAUAGCCAGUAUCGUUUUUCAAUCCGAGGGCCGCGCAGGCACGGCGGGAGGAGGCGACGGGCUCAUCGUUCGCCGGGAUUGCGAGAAGGAACGCAGUCUUUCCGCCACGGAUGGUGACCGUGGUUUUACCGCGGAGAGGACCGUGACGAGGAUGUGUUCUGUCCGUCACGAUUCCGACCGGAAGCCUCAGAAGGCGAUUUCGCCGAGCUGGUAUCCAGUACCGUUUCCGUUUCCAAUGCGGGCAUAUGCUCGCUCUCCGAGGAGAGCGCCGCCGCCGCCUCCUCGAGCUGCGAACGAGCAGCUUCGCGCUCAUUGCGCUGUUGCCAAAGGCAGAAUCGAAAAACGUCAGAUCAACAGAUUCCCACGGCGCCAGACAACUCUUACAAGGAACCACCCCAGGCCGCCGCCCGGGGUCAGGACGAAUGAUGGCAACUCCUGA
This is a messenger RNA of Aspergillus affinis, 639 nucleotides long. RefSeq lists its product as uncharacterized. The record is from RefSeq and is a predicted model, not a curated record. The transcript has 2 exons. The coding region runs from base 1 to 639 and encodes 212 amino acids. Lineage: Eukaryota; Fungi; Ascomycota; Eurotiomycetes; Eurotiales; Aspergillaceae.